This is a messenger RNA of Penicillium vulpinum, 921 nucleotides long. Its product is annotated as tyrosine-protein phosphatase. Gene Ontology annotation, biological process: dephosphorylation. Gene Ontology annotation, molecular function: phosphoprotein phosphatase activity. Bases 1 to 921 code for a protein of 306 amino acids. The transcript has 5 exons. Lineage: Eukaryota; Fungi; Ascomycota; Eurotiomycetes; Eurotiales; Aspergillaceae. The record is from RefSeq and is a predicted model, not a curated record.
AUGUCGCGCCAUAACAGCGUUGAUCUAGACUCGCCCGAUCGGCCUUUCGACAACAUCAUCAAUUUCCGCGAUGUCGGGCGGGCCAUUAACCAAUUUUGUCGCAAAGAAAUCUUGAAAGAAGGCGUGUUUUUCCGCAGUGCGAGGCUCGACGAUGCAUCAGAACGAGAUAAACGCCGAUUAACAGAGGAACUACACAUUCACACCGUCAUCGAUCUCCGUUCCCAGACAGAACACCAAAUGGGCACACGGAAACGUCGAGCACAAAACGCCAAAUCAGAGUCAGAAAAACCACCCAAAGAACCAAUCCCAACAAACCCAAACGAACACCUCCUCGAAAUCCCCGGCUCGGAACGAGCUCUAAUAAGCCUAACAGGCAAAGGCUUCGAACGCGCCUUAUUAUCAAAACUAGACUGGUUUACAUAUCUGAAAAUUAUCGGCCUCGUGACAACAGGCUACCGCAGCGACGCAGUGCGUCUCGUAUGCGGGACCGUAAUGCAACCGCGCGGGCUAACAGGUUUAGCUCAAGACACGCUCGAAUCCAGCAUGGGCGAAAUGCGCUCCGUGUUCGAGAUCCUCGCAUGCGAGGAGUCAUAUCCAACAUUAGUGCAUUGCACGCAGGGAAAAGACCGCACAGGUCUGGUUGUGUUACUUAUGCUACUUCUUGUCGGGGGUGUGCCGGUGGACGCUAUUGUCGAUGAUUAUAGUCGGUCUGAGCUGGAGCUUGUGUCUGAGCUUGAGGAAAGAAUGGAAGAGAUCAGGGCUAUUGGGCUUGGGGAAGAUUAUACCCGUUGUCCACCUGGUUUUGUUGCUGAUACGACAGAGUACCUGGAGACUAGGUAUGGGGGUGUGAGGGGCUAUUUGGAACGAGUUGGGGUAGGGUUUGAGAUGCAGGAGAGGAUUAGGCAGAAGUUUAUGGUUUAG